AUGUCGGGAAAAUCAAAAACUGAAGAUUUAGAGAAACCCGAGCCUUCGAUGAAGGAAACGAGCAAGGAUCCAUGCUCGGAAAAGCGGGUCACUUGUCGGAAAUGCGAUAAAGAUUACUUGAUCAAAAAUCAAGGAGACGCAAUCGGUCACAUUGAAAAUACCCAUUUGCACAGUCGAAGUUUCGGGUGUUCUGAUUGUGAUUUCACGAGUGUCGAUGAGCAAAAGAUGAGAGAUCAUUUGACGAUCGAGCAUCGAAAUUUCGGUGAUGUUAUUGAUCAAAGAACCCCGGAAUUUCUCUCCGAACGCUCACGAAAGCUCAAUUUCUGUUUUCCCGAGUUUGGAAAAUUGGCAGCAGCUCCAGAGGACAAGCUGGGAGUUGUGAAAAUGGCUGAUUCAAAGCGAUCAAGAAGAAAAAGUUCAAUUUCCGAAGAAAGUGAUGAUAAUAUUGAAAAAUCACAUCGAAUUGUCGAAAGGAGAAGCAAG
Molecule: messenger RNA, 483 nt
Organism: Mesorhabditis belari
Lineage: Eukaryota; Metazoa; Nematoda; Chromadorea; Rhabditida; Rhabditidae
Source: the annotation of a GenBank genome assembly